AUGCCCAAGUUCAGAGUUGCGAUAUGUGGUGGAGGCAUAAGUGGAUUGUGCCUCGCGGUCCUACUCUGUCGGGAUCCUAGUAUUCAAGUCGACGUGUAUGAGAGCUCCAGUCGAUUCGCUGAAAUCGGUGCUGGAGUGAUGAUAUGGUCGCGGACAUGGAAAAUCUUCGAAUCCAUUGGGUUGGCAGAAGACUUUUCCCGUAUUGCACAUUCUCCUCCUGACGGGUCAAUUGGCGUUGGCUUUGACUACAGACGAUCUGACCAGGCUGAAGAAGGGUUCCGAUUUCACCUCGUCGAGAUGGCAUACGGAUGCAUUCGUUUUCACCGUGCUGAUUUCCUCGACGUCCUGGUCAAUCAUUUGCCUCCUGGAGUAGCACACUUCGGUAAACGACUAGUCGCCUAUUCUGAGGAUUCUGGGGCAGAAACCAUAACGCUGAACUUUGUUGACGGAACUACGGAGACUUGUGACUUGCUUGUAGGCUGCGAUGGCAUAAAGUCCACCGUCCGCAAACAAAUGUUUGCUGAAGAAGGUGGACAUGAACCUGUAUUCACAGGGACGAUUGCGUACAGAGGCCUCAUUCCUGUGCCAGCUCUUUGUUCUAAUGGCGUGGUUCAUCGUACCGUCUCUACACCAAUGAUGUAUUGUGGUAAAAACAAGGUACAGCAUGCCGUCAGCUACUCGAUUUCACAAGGAUCCAUUGUCAAUGUCGUCGCGCUUAGGUCUGAUCCUGAGAGAGAGGGUUCCACCUAUCCCGACUCUACGUGGGUGACAGAAUGUUCUCAACAAGAGCUUCUCGAUUGCUAUUCUGGCUGGGAGCCGGAGGUCACUGAGAUGCUUCAGCUUAUUGAAACCCCCACGCGUUGGGCGUUGCAUCAUCUACGUCCUUUACCUCGCUUUGUCAACAGAAGGGUAGUUUUAGUUGGGGAUGCGGCCCACGCAAUGUCGCCCCACCAAGGGGCUGGUGCUGGUGAAGCUAUUGAGGGACUUUCUGAUGCUUUCGUUCUUGCUCAUCUGCUCAGAAAAUCUACGUCAUCAACGCUUCAUCUUGCAUGCGAGGCUUAUCAACAUGUCCGACUACCGCUUGCUAACCGGGUCCUCCGUGGGUCCUAUGAAUCUGGAAGAAUGUACGAAUUCACUAGCAAGUUCGGGGAUGACUAUCCUAGACUCGGACCUGCUAUAGAGAAACAGUGGGCUUGGAUAGAUGAGACGGACCCAGCAGAGGAUUUGCAAAGGGCAGCUGAAUAUUAUGAGUCAUUGUUGUCUGAUACAUGA
Desarmillaria tabescens is the source of this 1272-nucleotide messenger RNA. RefSeq names its product FAD/NAD-P-binding domain-containing protein. The record is from RefSeq and is a predicted model, not a curated record. Lineage: Eukaryota; Fungi; Basidiomycota; Agaricomycetes; Agaricales; Physalacriaceae. The coding region runs from base 1 to 1272 and encodes 423 amino acids. Gene Ontology annotation, molecular function: FAD binding. The transcript has 10 exons. Gene Ontology annotation, biological process: secondary metabolite biosynthetic process.